UGGUAGGUAAACAAUAACUUGAGGGCAAAACCACUGACACACGUUUCUAUUUUGUGGCUGAAAAACUAGAAUUGUGCAACUUUUGCCAACAAGGUAGUGGUCCUAUUGUUUUCUGGAAACACAUUAAGCCUCCGUGCGGUCAUGCUGUUCCUCCGGAGGGCUGCCCUCAGCUGCAGAGGUCUGACAGGUCUGCGCUGCAUGCCUACCGGCUUCACCGCCUCCAGAACCACCGCUACAUACAUCCAGGGCCAGAGCCCGGAACCACGUAUCAGAGAAUACUUCUACUAUAUUGACCACCAAGGACAGCUUUUCCUCGAUGAAACUAAAGUGAAGAACUUUGUCACCUGCUUCAAAGACGUAAAGUUCCUGGUGUUCUUCUUUAGUCGUCUGCGUUCAAAUCAGAGUGGUCGUUACGAGGAGGACUUCCCCUUCUUGUCCCUGUGUGGCAGGGAGAGGAACUUUGUGCGCUGCGACGACCGCCCGGUGGUCUUCACCCACCUGCUGCAGAGUCCUGCGGGGGCCCCGGGAGUCCCUGGAGAUCAGGAGCUGCUGUCAUUCUGCGGUGGCGCGGAUAAGCUGUCUGCCCCGUUCCGCCCAGAGACACUGUACAUGCACCCUGUCAGCGGACGACUCUACCACCCCUGCUCAGAGCGUGAUGGGGGGGUCGGCCUGGUCCGGUCUGCUCUGGCAAUUGAGCUCAGCCCAUUUUUUGUUUAUGCAUCGGAGCACAGCGAAUCAGGACAGCCAACGCACUUUCUCUGGGGUAGACAGAAGCACACAUUAACCAAUGAGCUCGCAGGAUGCUUCCCAACUGUGGAGAAGGGCAGUGGAGAGCAGGAUGAGCUGGGAUAAUGACCAAAUUAGUCAAAGGUGUGCAUUACAUUUUGAAAUGCUGUCCAGAUCAGCCGUCAGGGUCCCAUACGGGCAACUGGAGACGACUACGUCCUCACAGUGGGGAUCACAAUGUGACCGUUACUGUUUGAAGUCUGAGCUGAUGUGUUUUCCAACACUACUGUAUGCGGUUUGAGAGAUUAAUGGGAAUUAUAUUUAUCGUUUUGAAGUGGUAUAAAUAUUCAGUAUUUCACAAUUAAAAAAUCAGAGGCUUGCUUAUAGGUUGUGGCACCUGUCAAUCAUCUCAAACCUAUUCAUCCUCAAUUUGUUAUGUUGUGUUUGACAGUCAUUAUCCUCUUAAGAAAGAUUUAAGAAAGGUAACCUCGCAUAUAGAGUACAGAUGAUUAUACAUCUAACUUAAAAAAACAACAGAAAAACCCCUGAUGAAUGCUUAUCCUACAUGGAUAUAACAUAUAAUAUAUCAUUUUUAUAAAAUACUAAUACUUAAUACAGUAUUGGAUUUAAUAAAUAAUAUAAAGAUUGUAUACAGUGUUGCAGUUGCUUAGAAAUAGUAUUUAAUAUUUUUGAAAAACAAUAAAAACUACUGAAUGAACCUUA
Molecule: messenger RNA, 1449 nt
Organism: Trematomus bernacchii (emerald rockcod)
Lineage: Eukaryota; Metazoa; Chordata; Actinopteri; Perciformes; Nototheniidae
Gene: cunh8orf82
Product: chromosome unknown C8orf82 homolog
Exons: 3
Coding region: 142-852 (236 amino acids)
Source: RefSeq, a predicted model, not a curated record